CGGUUGUCGUUAGCCUCGCUAUACAUUUAUUGCGAUUCAGUUCAGUUAUUCAGACGACGCUCAUUUGAACUAUCACAGUGAUUCGCAUUCAGUGAAGCUGUUGUUGUUGCUUUUUUUAUCAAUAAAGUGUAAAUAUUGUAGAGCUUUUCAAUUUAUCGGCGUGUGACGAAACUAUUCGAUUAAUUUGCAAUACUACGUUUAAAGAUGUAUAUGAAGCGAAACAUUUCCGCAGCGAUCAACAGUUAAACGCUUGUACGCUUGAAUUGAGAACAUACUUAGAAACCUACAUAUCACAUUAAUAUGUACAUACAUUAUUGAAGCAACUUUUCUGCCACAAUCACCUGCAUAUCGCCUUAUCUUAUCACAGCAAGCGACUACUGCGAACGAAACAUUUUCCAGCGACACUGCGCUUGAUAUUCACGCUUAGUACUAUACGAUUGGUUGAAAACCGAGCAAUAGAGAUAAAAACUUUUGCGAUUUUGUAAAACAAAGAUGGAAAAAUAAAUACAUAUAAAAACUUUGACGGUGAAUCACAUAAAGUACUUGAGGAAAUGGAUAACCCAAAAAUGGCUUCGUACGAAAUAAUCGCCUCGAUAUGUCUUAAGAUUCUGAAAUUGUUCAACAACUUGGGCGUACUGGUCUUAUAUCGCACUGGCAAUGGAGGUGAUUUUUUGGGCAUCGGCGGCAGCUGGAGUUUGCAUGAGAAACACAAUCCUGCGCUUGAAAUGCUUGCUUCUGGCUUAUUUGUCGGCUUCAUUAUAUAUACAGCCGUAGUCAUUAUUGGAUAUUGUUUUGGAGGCAGCAGAACUAAGCGUGACUUAACGGACAUUCUUAUGAAUGCAAUCGGUACUGCAAUGUGGCUUGCAGUUGGUGGAGUGGCGAUGCAUUACUGGCUGGGUUACAUGUCUGAUGGCGAUUUCUCUUAUGUGAGCUCCGAACGCAGCGUCGGCAUAGCAAUGGGUGCUUUAUGUAUAGUUCAAAGUGCCUUGUAUUUGGUGGAUACUAUUUUGGGUUGCGUGCUUUAUUACAGGGGUCCCAUGGAGUAUGCGGUUAUAAGGCAUUAUACGUUGGAGUGAAUAAGAACUAUUUGGCAGUACAUUACUUGAAAAAUAAUAAUAACAAAAAAAAAUAAAUAAAAACUAAAUAAAAUUACUAAAAAUUUCCUUGUACGCAUAAGCAACUAUUGCACUAUUGGCUUAUUAUUUCUUUCGCCUAUUUAGCAGUUUUACUCAAUUCUGAAUUGUCAUAUGAAAAUUUUUGAAAUGAUUUGUUAAAUGCGUAUUCCAUAAAGAAAAUUAAUUUAUUUCAUGAAUUAGAGCGAUAUAUAAAGCAACAGAUUACAGAAAUACAUAAAUUUAAGGUCAAAUGAAAUUGGCCAACGCAUUACAAAUUCCACGAAUGAAAAAAUGGCGUCAUUAAAAGCAUAAAAAGUAUUUCGUAAAACAUAAAUAAAUAUCAUAUUAAACCAUACAGGCUAUGGCCAAAGAUAAGGUAGACUGGUAUGCAGUUACACAUUGUGUAUUUACUAUUUUUAACAAUUUUCUCCAGCAACUUAAAGCAAAAAUCGAAUUAAAAAAAUAGAGCACUGAUAAGGCUCGAGGCAAAUGCGCGACCGGCCACAUGAAAUCAUCUUCAUUUCGUUUACUGCUUCCUACACCUGUGAGGUAAAAACG
Molecule: messenger RNA, 1673 nt
Organism: Rhagoletis zephyria (snowberry fruit fly)
Lineage: Eukaryota; Metazoa; Arthropoda; Insecta; Diptera; Tephritidae
Biological process (GO): septate junction assembly
Cellular component (GO): plasma membrane
Source: RefSeq, a predicted model, not a curated record